AAAUGUACGAGCCUAGCGAUCAUAGCGAGGACGAGAAGUAUCAGGAGCAAUAUGGAAGGAAGCCUAUCAACCAUGAUGACUCAAUAGUUGAUCCAGAGAAGGAAGGUCAUUCCUUUAACAAGAUUCAUGAGAUGGAAACUCCUAUUGAAGACAGUUUUAAAUACACUGGUAGUGAAACAGCGACUCAAUCAGAUCCUGUUGAUAAGAAAUAAGGUCUUCAAUAUUGAGGAAGCCAAGUAUCCUCUUGAGUAUAAGAAAUAUCUCAAAGUGAUGCAGACAGAUGUGGACAAGCUUAUUAGACAAAAGCGAAACUGUUUCGGAAAUUUCGGAAUCUCCCUCUUCUGGGAAGAGAAACUUCUGAUGACUAUAAGAUACCUCCAGCUUUGGAGUUUCACGUAUAUAGCAUUCUUUGAGUAUUGGCCUUUUGACUUUCAAGAGAUGCUUGGCAAUUAUGUGAUAGGAGUAGGGUUCAAUUUCAUCUAUCUCAAUGACGGUUACUAUGACUUUAUUGAAAAAUUCUCACUCUACCUUUACAACAUCAUCGGAUGGGCUGCUGUGGUGGGUCUCAUUGCUCUCUUCGGAUUAUCCGUUUCAAGAAUAAAAAUACUAAGGCACGAAUUCAAGCAUUCGAAGACAUUGUUGAAGAAAUGGAGCUUUAAUAUCCUUGAGCUGCUUUAUAUCCCAAUCUUUGUGAACCUUGUACCAAUGCUAAGUUGUAGAUACGAUACCAUCAAGAAUGGGUUGAGUCUUCAUGAAUGAGAAGAUGCAGGAGCCAAAUUCUGGUUCCCAUUAGGUGCUGUUGCUCUGGUGAUUCUCGGAAUUUUAUACAAUGUUUUCCUCUUCUUUAUGAUCAGAAAAAGAAAGAUCUCAUACAGAGAGAAAGACCAUGAUGGAUUUAUUAAGAGGAAGGAAUUAGAGUACGUGCUUGAAAUCUCAGAUUCAUGGAGAAAACAAAGUUUCUUCAUGUUUUCAUCGUUUAAGGGUUCAAAGAUGAGAAUCUAUUUCAAACCGUUCUUUAAUAUGUUCAUUCUUGCUAUGAUAGUUGUUCAUGCUUUCUUCGAGCGUUCAAUGAAGACGAAAUCAACGAUAAUCGCUGUAGGGUUCACCUUCCUCACACUUUUCAUGUUUGCUUGCCGUCCUUUCCGUUGUACUAGCAGCAAUUUCCUGUUUUUCUUCCAGCUCUGUCAUAUCUGUGGGCCAUUGUACAUGGUGCAGCAAGAAAUAAGUGGGUUAAAGAAUGGUUUAUUGGUAAACAAGUAUUUCACAAUCUCUCUCUACAUAAUAAUGAGUAUCUUCAUAUCCUGCCAGCUGCUAGUCCUCCUCUUGUGCCUGAUCUUUAAGGCUAAGUGGCCUUUGAAUGAGAAUGUUAUCAAGAAUGUAGUAGCUAGGCAUGGAAGAAUCCUUGAAAUGAUGCAGCAGGCUUAUACAAUCAUCACUAAGCUGAGACUAAAGAAAGUUGAAUGCAAGAGAGAAGAUCUUGAAGAGAUCGUACAAGAGCUCACUGAUGAAUACAAUAUUGCAUUUGAAGAAGAGCAUCCCUUCCAGUUCUCAGUACUAGAGCUCAUUGAUGAGCUGAAAGAUACCAGUGUGGUCAUUGAUGAUAGGAAGAGAAAGCAGGAGUACCACUUUUUGGCCGACUUUUUGGAAAUUAUUGAUGAAAAGAAGAGUUAUUUGUAA
Messenger RNA from Moneuplotes crassus, 1677 nucleotides. Lineage: Eukaryota; Ciliophora; Spirotrichea; Euplotida; Euplotidae. The record is from the annotation of a GenBank genome assembly.